Messenger RNA from Rhizophagus irregularis DAOM 181602=DAOM 197198, 1287 nucleotides. RefSeq lists its product as uncharacterized. NCBI's taxonomy places the organism in Eukaryota, Fungi, Glomeromycota, Glomeromycetes, Glomerales, Glomeraceae. Gene Ontology annotation, cellular component: Swr1 complex. The record is from RefSeq and is a predicted model, not a curated record. Gene Ontology annotation, molecular function: nucleosome binding.
AUGUCGGGAAGAAAAGUAUUGGUGCUUGAUAACGGUGCAUACACAAUGAAGGCAGGUUAUGCUGACGAAACACAAGCAAGAAUAAUACCAAAUUGCAUAGUAACGCGGGGGAAAGGUGAUAAAAGAUCAUAUAUAGGAGAUCAAUUAAGUACAUGCACAGAUUUUACUGGUUUAUAUUAUAAAUUACCAUUCGAAAAAGGAUUUCUUAUUAAUUGGCAAAAUGAAAAAGAAGUUUGGGAUAGAAUAUUUUCUAAAGAUGUUCUUAAUUGUGAUCCGAAAAAUACUACUCUAUUAAUUACGGAGCCAUGUUUUAAUUUACCGAACGUUCAACAAAAUUAUGAUGAAGUUAUAUUCGAAGCAUACGAAUUCGAAGCCUAUUAUAGGACAAAUGUUCCAUGGUUAUGUAUUCAAAACGAUACAACUUCACUUUAUAAGGAUAGAUUCUGUAAAUUUAAUGAAGUACCCGAUUGUGCAUUAGUAGUUGAUUCUGGUUACUCUUUUACUCAUAUUGUUCCUUUUGUUAUGGGAAGGCCGAUAUUACCAGCUAUUAGAAGAAUCAAUAUCGGAGGAAAAUUAUUGACAAAUCAUCUAAAGGAAAUUGUAUCAUUUAGAUAUUGGGAUAUGAUGGAACAGACCUACAUUAUGAAUGAAGUGAAAGAAACUUGUUGUUUCGUUUCUCAGAAUUUUUUAUCGGAUCUAGAGAUUUGCCGGAGAAACCCACGAGAUAAUCCAAUUCUUCAAGAAUAUGUUCUCCCAGACUUUUCGAGAAAUUCAAAAGGAUAUAUAAGAGAAAAGAAACGUGGAGGGACGUAUGACCAAUCUGACGAGCAAGUUUUGUACAUGAACAAUGAAAGGUUAUCUGUUCCUGAAAUAUUAUUUAAUCCUAUGGAUGUUGGAAUGAACCAAGCAGGAAUUCCGGAAGUAAUAGUGGAAUCAAUUAAUGCAAUUCAUUCUGAAAUGUUUCCUUCUUUAUCUGUAAAUGAUGUAGAUUUACAUGGAUUACUCUACGGAAACAUCAUCUUAGUCGGCGGAAACUCCUUAUUCUCCGGAUAUAAAAGAAGAAUUGAAAAAGAUUUACGUUUUCUUGCACCAACGGAAUUUGAAAUUAGAGUUGGAAUGUCAGAAAAUCCUAUCACAUACGCGUGGCAAGGAGGUGCUAAAUUUGCGAAUUCAACUGAAUUUAACGAAAAGUUAGUUACACGUGCUGAAUUUAACGAAUAUGGUCAUAAUAUUUGUCUUCAAAGAUUCGGUUUAGGCGAUGAUGAUGAUAUUGAAAUGUCUGAGUAA